Messenger RNA from Thunnus maccoyii (southern bluefin tuna), 5997 nucleotides. RefSeq names its product septin 12 (gene septin12). The transcript has 11 exons. The coding region runs from base 215 to 3130 and encodes 971 amino acids. NCBI's taxonomy places the organism in Eukaryota, Metazoa, Chordata, Actinopteri, Scombriformes, Scombridae. Gene Ontology annotation, molecular function: molecular adaptor activity; GTPase activity; GTP binding. The record is from RefSeq and is a predicted model, not a curated record. Gene Ontology annotation, cellular component: septin complex; septin ring; cell division site. Gene Ontology annotation, biological process: cytoskeleton-dependent cytokinesis.
CGCGCUUGGACGGUGAGGACACACAGUACCGACAGGACAGCCGGGCCAUAGCACUGCUCAGCCGGCUCCCCGCCUGCACACACUCCUGCCGCUCCUGGUCAUCAACGCGGACGACUUUCGUUACUUUUCGAGAGGGAUUUCAAGUUUUUCUCAGAGUUCCGAUUUUCUUAUCUGACUUGGAGCGGCAUCACGGAGCCUUCGGAAUUCAGACAGGAUGUCGGAACUUUCCGUGAAUGACCACCUCGAAGGGAUUUUAUCAGAUUUUGAAGCACUGAAGAGAUCCUUUGACAUUGAAGAUGUGGACGACAUACCAUCCUUCUCAUCAGCUUCUCCUGUCUCCUCCCCGGUUUGCCCCUCUUCUUCCCAUUUCUUCCUCAACCACAACAAAACCAGUGAGGGGCGAGGAGGAGGUGGCCAGUCCGCUUCAUUAGCCUUCAACAACAACAACAACAGCCUGGGCUCUGCAGUAUACCCCUCCCGCAUCAGCCGGAGUUCCAAUCCCAGCCCAGUGCUUAAGUCCCGCACGGUGGUCAGCAGCCUCUCCUUCAAUCGAGGAACCAUGAACAAGCCGGCCAUCCACAACAACAGCUCCUCAGUGAACAGAGCUGCAUCCUUCCAGAGCAGGUUGAACCCAAAUAGUUACUCCAUGUUUUCUGGGCCAGGCAGUGACAACGACAGCCUUCACAGCUCCACGUCAAGCUUGGAGUACUCUGGGGGGGGUGGGGGUCCCCUCCAUCUAAACAAGCUGGCAUCAUAUCCCAGCCCUCCACCUCAGGGUGAGUACCAUCGAACCCAGCCCCAGCUCCCACAACAGCACCAAGAAGGAGGUAUCACAGGCAACCACAACCUGAAGAAGUUUUCCUCCCAUGGGAGCGUUUUCCACUCUGAGUUGGACCAGGGGCCAGGAAUGAUGCUGGGGGCUCCAGAGCCUCACGGGAUUAAUCAUGGCUCCAUGCCCAGCCUAGACCUCCAAAUCCGUGAUGGAGGAGGAGAAAUGAUGGGUAUGCAAAGAGGUGGAGGUGGAGGCAGGAUGUCUCCAGGGUUGAGGUAUGCCAAUGCUAAUGCCAACUGGAAUGGUCGUCUCCAUAAUGCCAGUGCCCUUGGAGAGGAGGGCUCCAACAACCAGCAGCAGCAAGGGCCCCAGGUCCUCCAGGCUCCCCAGCCCAAGGCCAAAGAGACUCCACGUCUCAACAAGUUUCCCUUGGACCUGGACAGUUUGGUGAGCACCAUCUCAGCUACUUCCCCCUCGAAGACUCACGGAGGAUCCAUGAGCCGUAAUGCCCCCAAGCCUCCUCCAAGACGCACAGGAAGCCUUCAGCACCAUACCAACCCACCAUCCACCUCAGCCAGCCCAUCAGCCUCUCUCAGCAGCUUGGACAGUUCCUCUGACACUCCACCACUUUCUCUCCAUCAUCCCUUUUUGCCUCUCUCCACACGUUUUCCAACUCCCUCACAUGGCUCUUUCCCUGUCCCAGUGGUGAGCUGCUCACCGAUGCCCAUUUCUCCAGCCCAGACCCCCCAGUUGGAGAUCGUCUCACAGCCCCAGGUUGUUCAAGUGGUCCCCAAUCCUCCCAACUAUAACAGCUCUUCCAGCCCCUCCAGCCCCUCCAGCCCCAGAGCCAUUAGGUCUUUGGAGGAUGGUGCAGGCAAUGUCAGAGAUAGUGUAGGCUCCAUCCUACAGAGGAUCGCCUCUUUCUCCCGGCCUGUCACCACUGAUGCCACCCCAGCAGCUGUUACCCAGCCCCCUAAAGUCCAAAGCAAUGGAGGGUUGUCAUCUGCAUUUGAGGGUCCUGCUGAGACCAUGCCUGUGCCCACAUGGAGACAGGGGAAGAAGAAACAGGAAGAAACUGCUGGAGAGCUGGACACGGACCUGCUCACCCCGAUGGAGGAGAGAGAGGAGAAAGAGAGAGGCAUCAUGGGAGAAGAGCAAGAAGAAGAGAGCAAGAGCGAAGGACAACCAGCCAGCACCGAUACCCCAAAUUCCACGAAAGAAAAAGAGGUGAACUGUGUUGAGGUUCAUACAGAGAUGGAGGAGAAAGGGAUGGAGAAAGGAAUGGAGGAAGAAGAGAUGAAGAAAGAGAUGCAUCUGCAGACAGAUGUGAAGAUGGAGGUGUGCCAGUCUGUGCCAGGCCUCCAGGUGAGCUUCAUCCAGGGCAGCGACCUGUUUGGUUACGUAGGCAUCGAGGCAGUGCUGGACCAGAUGAGGCGCAAGACCAUGAAGGCUGGCUUUGAGUUCAACAUCAUGGUGGUUGGUCAGAGUGGUUUGGGGAAGUCCACCUUGGUCAACACUCUGUUCAAGUCCAAAGUCAGCCGGAAGUCCUGUACGCCCAACUAUGAAGAGAAGAUCUCCAAAACAGUCAAACUGCAUUCAGUCAGCCACGUGAUUGAGGAGAAGGGGGUGAAGAUGAAGCUGACAGUAAUCGACACUCCAGGUUUUGGAGACCAGAUCAACAAUGAGAAUUGCUGGGAGCCCAUAGUGAAGUACGUCAAUGAGCAGUAUGAGAAAUACCUUAGAGAGGAGCUGCAUGUCAACCGUAAGAGGAGAAUACCUGACACCAGAGUCCACUGCUGCAUCUACUUCCUCCCUGCCACUGGACACAGGUUACGCCCCAUCGAUGUUGAGUUCAUGAAGAGGUUGGGAAAGGUAGUGAGCAUCGUUCCUGUCAUCGCCAAAGCAGACACACUCACCAUUGAGGAAAGACAGGAAUUCAAGGAGAGGAUAAGGCAAGACUUGGUGGCAAAUGGGAUUCGUGUUUACCCCCAGAAAGAGUAUGACGAGGAUCCAGAGGAGCGCAUACUCAACGACAGGAUCAGGGAAAGCAUUCCCUUUGCUGUGGUGGGAACCGACAAGGAGCACCAGGUGAAUGGAAACAAGGUGCUGGGCCGUAAAACAAAGUGGGGAAUCAUUGAAGUUGAAAAUGUGGCACACUGUGAGUUUGCCAACCUGAGAGAUCUACUCAUCAGGUCUCACCUGCAGGACCUGAAAGAGGUGACACACAACAUCCACUAUGAAACCUACCGUGUACGACGGCUCAACGAGAGCAACGUGAACUUCAGUGAACUGGGACUGUCCACCUGGCCUCUGGAGAAUGGAACUGCUGACAAAUGCGAAUCGGAGAGCCACCUCUGAUCCCUCCAUUAGCCUCCUACUCCAGGAAUUCUGAUGCUACUUGUCCAAUCAGAAUGAGAGAUGGGAAAAAGAAAGCUAUUUUCCCCACAUAAAAUGGGAUGGAAAAAUGAUUUUUUAAUUGUUUUUCCCUUUUGUUCAUUAUGGGACCAACUAGUGGAUUGUUUUUAAAUGAUAAAUUCUAUUUGAGUUUUUACGUAAGACAUAAGAAAUGCAUCAGAUAUGGAUAUAUUUUUGAAUGCGAGCUCAUAUAUAUUUUCUGGAAGUAUGGUGACAUAUAUAGGACAGGGAAGAACAAGCAGCAUAAUAUGGAACAAUGAGAGGAAACAUAAACACAAGUCUCCCAAUGGUAUGUAAGCAUCUUGGUAUCUUCUAGAUUAAUGAUACGCUGUAUGGCCAAAAGUAUGUGGAUAGCCAAGGCCAUAGUGCCAAACAUUGUUGGCUGAUAUCACUAAUGCUCUUGUGGCUUAAUGAGAGCAAAUCCCUGCAGCUAGGUUCCUACAUCUGGUGGGAAAACUUCCCAGAAGAUCACAUAUGGGUGGAAUGUUCGGUUGUCCAUAUACAUUUGGUAAUGCAGUGUAUCAUUCUUGCUGAGGUCAAAUGUGUUUAAAUGUGAUUCUAAGGAAAAACCCAUCAUGUUAUGGCUUGAGGAAAGGUUUCGAUUGACAAUUGACAAUAGAAACAACUAUGAACACCAAGCAGUAUCCAAAAUAAUUGCAGCAUUUAAAGCAGGACAAUUAGCUCCUCCUCAAAAAAAAGAAAAAAUGAAGCUGAUGCUGUGCUAGGUGCUGCCCUGUUCAUUUUGUCUCUUUCUAAAAGGACUGUCUUCAGCUUCUAAUCUGAAGUACUCUAACUUUGUAAGAGUCAAGUCUUCCAACAUGCUGUGGAGAGGUAGAUGAUGUUUGGUUGAAAUUGUUUUUUAUGAAAAGAAGGUUGCCUUUUCUGAGUUAAUGGCAGAUGUAACUGACUGUAGGAAAUAUAAAGUAAAUGAUUAGACUAUAGGGGUUUGGAGGACAUUCUGUAUUGUACCUUUCACCCUGCUGAGUUUAAACGUCUGCUAGCUUCUCUCUCCAUGCAGAAGUCCAUGUCCACACUCACAUGGAUAAAACUGAAUACACUGUUUAUGUUAAAGAUGUUUGCCCACACUAGUAAAAUGUCAAAACAACAGAAGAAUACUUCAUUUGUUGACUUUCUACCUCUUUUAAAGAGUAACUACACCCCAAAAUGUUUUGGAGUAGUUUAUAUCUAUUUAUCAUUUGACACAGAUAGAAAAAAGCAAAACUAGUCAUUGGGCUCUCCUUUAAUCAUGCAAGUGCGAAGUGUUAGAUGUUGGGUGCACAGACUGUGUGGGCGCCUUCAAGAACACUUUUUUUUAAUCUUGGUUCAUGUGUGUGCAAAAGUGCACAAGGUCUAGGUGCAGGUGAAUAUAGAUCAGAGGUUGUGGUGAGUAAUAAAUGUACUCUCAUCGCUGAGCUGAGCCAGAUAGUGAUGCAUGACAGCAUUAGCUCAACAAAUGGAGAAACAUUUAAAGUACAGUGAUGAUAGCUAUUAAAAAUGUUUGAUCGGGUCAGUUUAAAUCCUACAGUAUCUCAAGUAGUAAAUUUUCACAUCAUAUUGUAAUAGAUGUGACAGCAGCAUUUGCACUGUGAUGCAUUUCUAGAAUAAAACAUGAGACAUCACUCGCUAAAAACUAAGUUGUGAAGCAGGCAAUGGAUGCAUAAGAAAAAUGUUCCCUGGUAAUUCAUUGUCUCCCAUAGAAAAAGCAGAAUACAGAGUUAUAAUCGACUGCAUGUGUAGACACCAAAAUACCACACAGACAGGCAAAGCCAGUUUCAAGGUAAGGAAACCACCAAACUGUCAUAGUGCUGCUCGUUGUGCCGCCACAAAAACAGGGCCCAUUUACAUCAUCAGUUGAGAGAAUAAUGUGCGAAAUGUCCAAAUUUAGCUCAGAAUUGCACCUGGAUAAAAUGAGCAGAAGGCAUUAAUUUUAGAUGUUUGAGUGUACAAGAGAAAUUUCUAGGCUAAGACUGUUUUAGACUCAGUAUAAAAGCAGAUUGAUGAAGGCUUGGUCACUGAUUUUUCAAGAUCGUGAUCCACUCUCAUUUGCAAGCUUUACUCUGAGUGGGAUAAGCUUUUCUAUAGUUUUUGUUAGUGAUAUUUCACAUUUAUUAUUUUGCAGAUUUUAGUGGCUUUUAUUCUGCUAUCUUCUCAGUACUGCAGCUCUGAUCUGUGGUUUUGAACUAAUGCUACUUAAGCCUGGCACAUAACAGGUGACAUUAACAAGUCUUCACAGAUGUUGACAGAGAGACGCUGUCAACACUAUUAUCCCCAUUUGUACAUUUCAGUGCAUCGCAGCAGGCUUUUCACCUCGCCUUAAAGUUUCAAAACAGGUAUAAUUACACUUGCCUUUAGUUGUGGUCAGACGAAAAGUUGAUGAAGCAUAAUGAGACCAUACAUAUCUUUUUUUUUUAUUGGAUGCCAAAGCUUUGCUGGCCUCUGUGCCUUUCCAGCAGGUCAGAGAGCCCAUCAGUGGCUGCUCUUGGUUGAUUAGCUCUGACUAGCACUGCAGGCUUGCAUCAUUCACACUACCUACACUGAGUGUCUUCAUACCCCAUAUGUCAUCAAACGCUAUGUAGCCAUGAGACUAAGCCCACUGACAUUUGCCCACCCACUGAACUCCCACUCUGUUGCAUUUUUUAAAUAUGCUAAAAAAAAAUUUAAAAAAAAGGUCCUUACAGAAAUUGAGGACGUACUUACACUUCAAAGAGUAAUGUAAAGCAGUGUUUCACUCACCACAGUCGCUGGGUCUGGUCAGAGAUGUGCUCUGUAGCACUGGUGUACUGACACACCCUGAAAUACAAUUCUACAUC